GCGAGUGGUGAGUUCGAGGAUAUACGCAUUCUUUGGUGGCGAAUUGUGUGAAAAGUGUGUGAAAAAUAGUGCAAAUUGUGCCCUUUUUCCGUGGAAUCGCACCAAAAAUUGCAUUUACAAGUGCACAGUGUGUGUUUGCCCGUCGAUACCGUGCCUCAUUGGGGGUGAAGAGGAUUUUAUCAAGUGGAUAAGCGCACAAGAAGGCGACAGCGUAUUGACGCAACAUUUUCUCUUCGACUUCUUCGCAGCUGAAAAAGUAGAUGAAGGCAACAUCUACAAAAUGUCACGAAACAAAGAUAAAUAUGAAAAUAACAACCCAAGGAGGCAAACUGUAUUCCUGUCACCUGAAGACAUUGCAGCGGGUCGAAAGACAAACUGGCAGGCGGUCGAGAUAACAGGCAAUGUGAGGAACUUGAGCCCAGCGCUGUGGCAAUUCGAGCAUCUCACGGCGCUCUAUCUCAACGACAACAACCUCCUCCGCUUGCCACCCGACAUUGGACAAUUGGUCAAUCUCAAGACACUCGAUCUGUCCAGCAACAAAUUGAGAAGUUUGCCCGCUGAACUUGGCGAUCUCAUUCAACUGAGAGAACUCCUGCUGAAUCAUAAUUUUUUGCGUGUUUUACCGUAUGAAAUCGGAAAGUUGUUUCAUUUACAUAUGCUGGGGUUGCAUGGAAACCCACUCGGGAAAGACAUCCUGUCCAUUUACAAUGAGCCAAAUGGAACGCAAAAGCUACUUACAUUCAUGUUGGACACUCUUACAGUCAGUGCAGGACCUCCGCCUCAGCGUCCGUGGAUUCCAUUGGCUCGUCCUAAUCGUACUCGACCAGCAUGUAUAUUCACCGUAAUGUGCUACAAUGUACUCUGUGACAAAUAUGCGACUAGACAAAUGUAUGGCUAUUGCCAGAGCUGGGCGCUCGGAUGGGAGUAUCGGAAAAAGGCCAUUCUCGACGAGAUUCGCCACUAUUCUGCCGACAUAAUCAGUCUUCAGGAGGUGGAGACGGAUCAGUUCUACAAUUUCUUCAAGCCAGAACUCAAGAAUGACGGCUACGAAGGGAUUUUCUCGCCAAAAUCACGCGCCAAAACGAUGGCUGAGAAUGAGAGAAAGUACGUCGAUGGAUGCGCCAUUUUCUUCCGGGCAUCUAGAUUCUCGCUGAUCAAGGAACAUCUGGUGGAAUUUAAUCAACUGGCCAUGGCAAACGCCGAGGGGUCGGACAACAUGCUGAACCGUGUGAUGCCGAAGGACAACAUUGGCCUGGCGGCGCUGCUGAAGGUGAAGGAGUCCGCGUGGGAGGGACUAUCGCCAGAGGCGGCCGCCCUGGCGCAGCCGAUUCUCGUGUGCACGGCGCACAUUCACUGGGAUCCUGAAUUCUGUGAUGUGAAGCUGAUUCAGACGAUGAUGCUGAGCAAUGAGCUGAAGAGCAUCCUGGAUGAGGCGGGCCACAGUUUUCGGCCAGGACACAAGUUUGACAGCAAUAAUGUCCAAUUGCUCCUCUGCGGCGACUUCAAUUCCCUGCCAGACUCCGGAGUGAUUGAAUUCCUCAGCUCGGGGCGUGUGUCAAUGGAUCAUCAGGACUUCAAGGAGUUGGGCUACAAGUCGUGCCUGCAGCGCCUGUCGGGCAGUGAUACACCAAAUGAAUUUACGCAUUCCUUCAAGUUGGCCUCGGCGUACAGCGAAGACAUCAUGCCCUACACGAACUACACCUUCGAUUUCAAAGGUAUUAUCGAUUACAUCUUCUACACGCGCACCGGGAUGACGCCGCUGGGCCUGCUGGGGCCCGUGUCGGCUGACUGGCUGCGUGAGAAUAAGGUGGUCGGCUGUCCGCAUCCUCACAUCCCAUCGGACCACUUCCCGCUCCUCGUGGAGCUGGAGCUGUGGCAUACGGCUAGUUCGCAAACACCAAAUGGCCUCAUUGGCCGCAGGUAGCAAUAGAGUGACGACAUGUGGCACAAUCACAAUCCCUUCCUCCUCACCAUCCUCAGACAUGCCGCAUCGCUGAGUCCCACCCCACCCGGCCAACAUGCCGCGGACCCUGUCCACUGAAAUCACCCCCAUUCCCUCCCCCACACGCGCGCGCUUCCUGCGCCGCAUCCCUACAUUUUAAUCACUGAAAAGUAAACAUUGUAUUGAAGAGCCGAAUGAAAAAUUGUCACAGAAGUGUGGAGAUCGUGAGACAACCAGAAAAAUAUACACACAUUUUAAACGAAAUUACCUUUGAUUGAUAAGUAACAAACUGCAGGCAAAUGAAGAACAAAAAAGGAGCGACAUUGAUCAUGAUAAUUUCUGGAGUGCAACUGAGAACGUGAGUAUAGGCAUUAAGGAGGAGAAAAAGAAGCACACACACUUAAGGUUUAAGGAUAUAGAACGAAAGAGAGAGUUUCACUGUGAAACUGCAGAAUCAACGGACAAUGAGAGGCACACGACAUCUGAAUUUGACCACACAUUAUUAUAUAUUGAAUUGGAACCAAGGCAAAAAAAAGCUUCUUAGCCAGGAGAAAAAAAACAUCAUCAAAAUCACAAAAACAUGGAUAAAAAGCGAGACGUUAGAUGAAAAAUACUGCGCAGACGAGAGCCAUAAAGAAAAAAAUGAAGAAGAAGCUGAAGAAUUCCUUCAAAAAGAGAUUCAACAUGAAUUUCCGCAGAGGAUGCAGAAAAUGCACAUUUACAAAAGAAGAAAAAGCAACUCUACAAACACACACACACACACGAAAAAAAACACACCUGAGGAAAAAUUGUCAGCGUAAAACUGCCAAAAAAUAAAAGCACCGCUAAGGAAAACAAGAAGAAGAAGCGAAAGUUAAUACAGAGUGAAGAAUUCAACAGCUGAAAUGGACUAAACAGAGAAAAAUGAAAGAGAAUAACUAAAAAAAAUCGCUAUAUAAAUAAAUAACAAAAUAGGUGAAGAAUAAAAAUGAAGAGAUAAAGAGAAAAACACGAGAAAAUAUAUCAAUGAUGUGAUGAAAUAGAGUAAUAACUAUUGUAAUUUUAAUGAUGAUGAUGAAAAAUAACAAAGUACAAAAAAAUAUGAAUAAUGUUAAAGACAUGAAAUGUGGUGGAAAAUGAUAGGAACGUAAAAAAUACCCUUAUAUGCCAUCAUUUGACUUAUUAGGACGACAAGCAGGUCAUGCAAUUUCAAAAGAAAAAAAAAGAAAACAAACGAAGGGAAGCACUAUUUUUCAUCUAACUUCAAACCAUUUAAUCCGGAAAUCUAGACAAGAGAAAAAAUAUAUGCGAAAAAUAAAUCAUGAAAUGAAGAAAAGGUUAAAAAAAAAAGAA
This is a messenger RNA of Phlebotomus argentipes, 3274 nucleotides long. It is a transcript of the gene twin, whose product is annotated as CCR4-NOT transcription complex subunit 6-like. NCBI's taxonomy places the organism in Eukaryota, Metazoa, Arthropoda, Insecta, Diptera, Psychodidae. The record is from RefSeq and is a predicted model, not a curated record. Gene Ontology annotation, cellular component: cytoplasm; CCR4-NOT complex; nucleus. The transcript has 7 exons. Gene Ontology annotation, molecular function: protein binding; poly(A)-specific ribonuclease activity. Gene Ontology annotation, biological process: nuclear-transcribed mRNA poly(A) tail shortening. Bases 281 to 1924 code for a protein of 547 amino acids.